This is a messenger RNA of Etheostoma spectabile (orangethroat darter), 761 nucleotides long. RefSeq names its product PHD finger protein 21B. The record is from RefSeq and is a predicted model, not a curated record. NCBI's taxonomy places the organism in Eukaryota, Metazoa, Chordata, Actinopteri, Perciformes, Percidae.
CCUUUCAGAUGCUGGGAACUCUCCCUGCUGUUGCCCAUCAAGGUGCCUCAAGUCAGCUCCCUGCACUGGCUGGCAGGACAAGCAGCCACUAUGCUACCUCAGGUCAGGCCAAAGACCCAGAUCCCAGACAGCCUCCCCCACAGUCCGUGUCAGCAGCCGCAGCCCCUCGGCCUGCCGAGGGCCACGGCCGUGGUCAGUCUGAGGAGCCAGGGCCCCACGUUGCCCACCGCCAACAGCACCUUCAGCCCCAGCGCCAGAGCGACGCCUCGCCGCCCCCCGCCCCGCCACGCGCCCCGACGGCGGGCCCCGGCUCGGGCAGCCCGGUCCAGCACGCCUCCGCGGGGCCCGGGUGGCGUACGCCAUCAUCGCCACCUCCCCCGCCCCCGGCAACGGGGUGUCCCCCGUCACCGAGGCCGUCAAGGUGAUAAUAAUCCAGCCCCAGGCCCCCAGCAGCACUGAGGGGUCCCCGGGGGCCCAGGCGGACCUCCCGUCACAGGAGGUCCCACCCGCCCCAAAAUCCCCGAAAUCCCCGAAAUCCCUGAAAUCCCCCACCCAGAAGAAAGACGAAGACCCAGAGAAAGUAGCCUUCAUGGUGGCCCUGGGCCUCGUAACCACAGAACACCUGGAAGAAAUCCAGACGAAGAGACAGGAGAGAAAGAGACGAAGCACAGCCAACCCGGCCUACAGCGGCCUCUUCGAACCAGAGCGUAAACGUCUGGCGUCACAUUACCUGAACAGCUCGCUCUUCCUGUCAGCACGAG